AUGGCCGACAAACUAGAUAUCGAGGGGCUGCUGAAAGAGUCGAAGGCCGAUUACAAACAAUUGGGGAAGAGUGGCUUGAGGGUUUCAGUGCCAAUUCUCGGUGCUAUGAGCUUCGGCAGCAGUAAAUGGCUACCAUGGGUUAUUGAAGAGGAGGAGGCGUUGCCAAUCUUGAAGGCGGCUUACGAUAAGGGUAUCACGACUUGGGACACUUCCAACAACUACUCCAACGGUGUCUCUGAAGAGAUCAUCGGUAAAGCCAUCAAGAAAUACAAUCUUCCCCGUGAGAAACUGGUCAUUCUUACGAAAUGCUUCGGAACCGUUGGUGAAGACCCAGGACUUUGGACCAUCAAAUAUCGACAGGAGCUCCCGAAGCUCAAAGAUUACGUCAAUCAAAAUGGCCUUUCGCGUCAGGCUAUCUUCAAUGCUGUCAAUGCGUCGCUCAAGCGCCUCGGUAUCGAUUACAUCGACCUUCUACAAAUCCAUCGUUUUGAUGAGUCUACGCCGAUCGAGGAGACGAUGGGGGCGCUGCAUGAUCUUGUCAAGAGCGGAAAAGUGCGGUAUAUCGGCGCCAGCUCGAUGUGGGCGGUGCAGUUUGCCCGUAUGCAGUUCACUGCUGAGAAGUUCGGAUUUACAAAGUUUGUGUCAAUGCAAAACCACUACAACCUCCUUUACCGCGAGGAGGAGCGUGAGAUGAUCAGGUUCUGCAACGAUACGGGUGUCGGGCUUAUUCCGUGGGCACCCCUCAACCGCGGCAAUCUCGCGCGUCCAGUCGCUGCCUAUGGGUCGACCACGCGGUCCGAGGGCGAUAAAGAGAGUGGCACGGAAUUAAGCGACGUAGAUCGGAAAAUUAUAGGUCGUGUGGAAGAGCUGGCGAAGAAGCACGACUGGAAGAUGAGCCAUGUUGCGAUGGCGUGGAUCAAUAAGAGGGUAAGUAGUCCCAUCAUUGGGUUCAGCAAGGUGGAGCGCAUUGAUGAGGCACUGGAGGCUAGGGGAAAGGAACUCACUGAAGAGGAGGAGAAGUAUUUGGAGGAGUUGUAUGUGCCACGGGUGAUUGUAGGACACCAGUGA
Messenger RNA from Dothidotthia symphoricarpi CBS 119687, 1068 nucleotides. Its product is annotated as aldo-keto reductase-like protein. The record is from RefSeq and is a predicted model, not a curated record. Lineage: Eukaryota; Fungi; Ascomycota; Dothideomycetes; Pleosporales; Dothidotthiaceae. The coding region runs from base 1 to 1068 and encodes 355 amino acids. The transcript is spliced from 3 exons.